This is a messenger RNA of Setaria italica (foxtail millet), 1071 nucleotides long. RefSeq names its product BURP domain-containing protein 6. Bases 120 to 860 code for a protein of 246 amino acids. NCBI's taxonomy places the organism in Eukaryota, Viridiplantae, Streptophyta, Magnoliopsida, Poales, Poaceae. The record is from RefSeq and is a predicted model, not a curated record. The transcript is spliced from 2 exons.
GUGAUACCCAACUCGAUCGAUUCGAUCCGGCCCAAUAUAUACAUGCAGUCCUCUACUACCUUUUUACCUUAGAGAAAGCACAACUGCUUGGUUCCAUUCCAUUUCCAGCUUGCAUUGCAAUGGCUAGGUCCCUCUCAGCUCUCCUCCUCCUCCUGGUCGCCGCCGUGGCAGCUUCAGCUCAGUACCAGGACGACUCGGUGGGCACGGCGUUCUUCCUCGACAAGGACCUGUACCCGGGCUCCAAGAUGACGCUCCACUUCACCCUCGCCGCCGCCGGCGCCGCCCUCCCACGCGCCCUCGCCGACGCCAUCCCGUUCGCCUCCGCCAGGAUCCAGGAGAUCCUCUCCCGCCUCCCCGUCCCGGCCGGCUCCCCCGCCGCCGCGGCCGUGCGCUCCACCCUCGCCGCAUGCGAGGCCGCGCCGGUCCCCGGUGUGGAGGCCCUGCGCUGCGUCACCUCCCCAGACUCCAUGGCCGACCUCGCCGCCUCCAUCCUCGGCACCCGGAACAUCCGCGCGGCGGCGACCAAGCUCACCAGCACGGAAGGCGCGACGACGAGGCAGGAGUACACGAUGGUGUCCGUCAGGCCCCUGCCGGUGGCCGGCGGCGACAUGGUUGCCUGCCACCGUAUGCCCUAUCCGUACGCCGUGUUCGCGUGCCACGCAACCACCGCCGCCGUGUACGCGGUGAGCCUCGCCGGCGCCGACGGGACGACGGCCAAGGGGGAGGCCCUGGCGGCGUGCCACGCGGACGCGUUCCCGGGUAUCUCGCAGUCGGCGUACGAGAAGCUCGGCGUGGAGCCGGGGAGCGUGCCCGUGUGCCACUUCCUGCCCCAGGACAGCAUGCUCUGGAUGCGCAACUGAAAAUAAAGCUUGGCUUCAAAGUUGCGCGGCACGAGCAAGUGCUACGUGUGUAUAAAAAAAAAAGUGGCUGAUCACGUACUUGAUCGCCUGUUCUAUCGGCUACCGGAUCACUGAAAUGUAAUACAGUAUAUCGUGUGGGUGUGUAAUAAUCUCUAUACUUAAUCCUAUCUAUGUACUCCCUCUGUUCUAAAUUGUAGGUUGUUCCUAAAUA